Molecule: messenger RNA, 2718 nt
Organism: Lingula anatina
Lineage: Eukaryota; Metazoa; Brachiopoda; Lingulata; Lingulida; Lingulidae
Product: guanine nucleotide-binding protein subunit beta-5
Biological process (GO): signal transduction
Molecular function (GO): protein binding
Source: RefSeq, a predicted model, not a curated record
UUCAUCGCAUUAAUGACACCUUUUUUCAUGUGAUGAAUUAUCUAAGAUGUCAUGAACUCUUGGAUAAAUACCUCUUAAUUGAACUAAAUAUUGUUCCUCCUUACGGGUCACAAUGUUGACAUUUGCGAGCAACAUGGCUUCAGAUCUGAAGGUCGAUUGCCAGCAAGAGUCAAUUGAAGCACUUACUCGGGAAGCAGAAACGUUAAAAGCAAAACUCGAAGAGGAAAAAGCAAAACUUGGAGAUGUUGAAUUACAAGUAGUAGCCCAACGUCUAAAUAACAUCCAAGGGUUCACUAUGAAGCCACGCCGAGUCCUGAAAGGGCACCAAGGCAAAGUAUUGUGCAUGGAUUGGUCUCAGGAUAAAAGACAUAUUGUUAGUUCAUCACAGGAUGGAAGAAUGCUGGUCUGGGAUGCUUUUACCACAAACAAGGAACAUGCCAUGACCAUGCCUACAACUUGGGUGAUGGCUUGUGCAUAUGGACCAUCAGGAACGCUUGUAGCUUGUGGAGGUCUAGACAACAAGUGCACUAUCUAUCCUCUGACACUGGAAGAUGAUCCUACAGCUAAGAAGAGAGCCAUUGCCACCCACACCAGCUACCUGUCCUGUUGUACUUUUACUAAUUCUGAUCACCAGAUUUUAACAGGAAGUGGUGACAGCACCUGUGCAUUGUGGGAUGUAGAGAGUGGUCAGAUGAUCCAGAGUUUUCAUGGUCAUAUGGGAGAUGUAAUGUCAGUUGACAUAUCUCCAUCAGAAUCAGGGACAACCUUUGUAUCUGGGGGCUGUGACAAGCUAGCCAAUGUAUGGGACAUGAGAACUGGAGAUUGUGUGCAGCAAUUUGAAGGCCAUGAGUCAGACAUCAACAGUGUUCGCUUCCAUCCUAGUGGAGAUGCCUUUGCUACAGGCUCAGAUGAUGCAACAUGCCGUCUCUUUGACUUGAGAGCUGAUAGAGAAGUAAAUGUAUAUAGGAAAGAAAGCAUAAUUUUUGGUUGGAACUCAGUUGAUUUUUCUGUCAGUGGUCGGCUGCUGUUCGGUGGUUCCAAUGAUUACACAGUAAAUGUAUGGGACAGUUUGAAAGCCCUAAGGCUCUCUGUACUCUAUGGCCAUGAGAACAGGGUGAGCUGUCUUGGGGUUUCUCCUGAUGGCACUGCUCUUUGCACAGGGAGCUGGGAUUUCACUCUAAGGAUUUGGGCUUGAUGUCUGCUGAACUUUGAAAUGUUUUUAGCAGUUAUGUGAUCACUUUGGACGCAACCAACACCAGCAAUACUUUAGAAGAUUUGCUGCAGUUGAAACAUUGUGUCAUUAGUCUUUAUUGUGUGAAAUAUUAUAUUCAAGAUUUCUGAAUGGUCAUUCAGAUCUGAUUAAAUCAUGUGCUCAGUGAACUGAUGGACUAUUUUGGUUUUGAAAUAGGUCACCAGUCUAUUAUAUGUAGUGAUAAUAGACACAGGCUGGUAUGUUAUAAAGUACAGACCAUGGGCAGAAACUUCAUGUUGAUCAGGCUGUAAUUAGCCCUGUGUACAUUCUACUGGCUAUCCUUAAAGUGUUUUAAAAGAUGUCUAAUUUAUUUUAUUGUAGCAGACUUAUGAAUAGCCUGUGUUUGGAAAGGUGGUGCUUUAGUUCAGCAUUACCUGACAGUUGCUGUUACAAUAUUGUUGAUUAAAUCUUGUGUUUGAAAUUUCUUCCUACAGUGCACAGAAGAUCAUAGAUGAAAUGAAGUAUCAGUAGAUGCAUGUUGUACAAGUAUGGUUAUUUGCCAUGAGUUGUAAAAUAGAUGCAUUCACCUAAUGAUCAGUUAUUGAUUUGGAAGGUUCAGACAAUUUUUAAAGUCAUUUUGUGUAUGUUCACAUUUAUAUUUUAAGAUAAUUACUUUUACAUCCAUUUUGGGUAUUUACUUUGACAUUUGAAUAAUUUGGGAGGCAGGUGAUACUCAGAACAUCUUUAUUUGCAUAAUGUAUCUACAGGUAUUUGAAUUAUUUUACUUUUUACCUUACUUAAAAAGGUUCAGGAUUAUUAAGUCCAUGAUUAUCACUAUGUGAAAUAAUGCAUGCCAUUUUCAGUAAUUAUUAGCCAGAUGUAAGUUUCAUUCCAAAGAUUAUAAUGUAUUAUAAUUUUAUAGUUAUUGUUUACAUCUUUAGAUAGUACUUUCAUCUUUCUUUUUUGUUAUGCUUCACCUUAUUGAAGUUAUUGUAAAAGCCGCAUAAUAAUCGAGUUAAAUUGCAAUCUACUAUGUGUUCUGUAAACUUUUGUUGUCUUUUAACUUGGUCUUUGAGAUAAUAUUUAGCUCUGUGUUUAUAUACAUUUUUAUUUAAGUUAUAUUGAUCCAUGAGCAUGGUGAAAGUUUUUUCACUCUAAUUCUAACCAGUAUAUAGUAGUGUUUUGUUCUUGUUUUAACAAGGAUAUUGUUUUUUUCACUGUUCACGUACUUUGCAUGUCUGAUCAUCAGAAGAGUGGUGCAUUAAAAAAAUCAGUUGCGGUCCAUGUCAGUGAGGUUUUAGAAGGGGCCAUUCAUGAAGUGAUCGUUUGCUCUUCUGAAGGACAGUUUUGCCCUCUUGGUCAAAUGCCAGUUGCAUUUUCAUCAUUAUUUAAUGUUCAAAUGUGUAUUGGUUAUCGUAUUUGAAUUGCAAUCUAGUCAUUUAUAUAUCAUGUUGUAUUAAGGUGUUAUUUGCACCAGGUGUACAGUUUACUUUGUGCCAAGACUAGUAAAUAAUAUCAAAUUUUAA